Molecule: messenger RNA, 786 nt
Organism: Pistacia vera
Lineage: Eukaryota; Viridiplantae; Streptophyta; Magnoliopsida; Sapindales; Anacardiaceae
Exons: 2
Coding region: 1-786 (261 amino acids)
Source: RefSeq, a predicted model, not a curated record
AUGUUAAUUGCCCUAUCUAUGAAGAACAAAUUGGGAUUUGUUGAUGGUUCUAUUUCUGAACCUAAAGAAAUUUCUGCCGGUAUUAUCUUUGCUUCUUCUGCCCAAGAGAUUUGGUUAGAUCUUAGGGAUCGUUUUCAACAGAGGAACGAACCUAGAAUUUUUCAGCUUAAACGUGAAUUGAUGAAUCUAUGUCAAGAACAGAGUUCAGUUAGCAUUUACUUCACAAAGCUGAAAACUAUAUGGGAAGAACUGAGUAAUUACCGGCCAAAUUGUUCCUGUGGAAAGUGCACUUGUAAUGAAGUUAAAAAUCUUAACAAUCAUCAUCAAACGGAGUACAUGAUGUCCUUCUUAAUGGGACUUGAUGAUUAUUUCUCUCAAGUUCGUGGUCAGUUGCUUCUCAUGGAUCCGAUGCCUCCUAUCAAUCGUGUUUUCUCUCUUAUUGUUCAAGAGGAACAACAAAGGAGGACUAAUCCUUCCUCUGAUAAUUCUACUGGCACAAUGGCAUUUGCUGUUAAAAUAGAUGUUGCUAAGUUUUGUGGUUCUAGUUCUCAAAAUUCUCAGAAUUCUAAUUCCAGUGCUCCCAAGAAUCAGAAAAGAGAUAGGCCUUAUUGCACGCAUUGCAAGAUCUUGGACAUAUUGUGGAUCGUUGCUACAAGAUCCAUGGAUAUCCUCCUGGAUAUAAAUUUCGUUCCAACAACAAUUAAAAUGCUGUUGCUCAUCAAGUUUCUACUACAGAUGAUAGAUCAGAUCACUCUAAUUCUUUUGGUGGUUUUGUACAGAAUCUGA